CCAAAAACUAACUCUCUGUUUGUCUCACUCCCAACCCCUUCUCUCCAACUCCCUUCCUUGUUCUGCCCCUCCUUAGAGGUGUUAGCACAGACGAGUGCCGAGUGAGGAAACCAAGUCGUUGGAUCGCUUUGCGCAAAAUCCACUUCUCUCCCCUCCCUCCGCUCCAGCCUCUGGAUCCCGCACAGCCCUCCUUCCCCUCCCCCCAGCGGUGUGGGGUUGACGAUGUGUCUCUGUACUUCUAAGGUGGGAGGGGGCUACAAGCAGAGGAUACCGUCAGAUGCUUAGCUCUCUCCUUCUGCCUGACUCUCCUCUCUGGCUCCGCCAGGGUUGGUCUAUAAGAAAUAGCCGGAGCUGUGGCAGUGGCGAGAGGAAGCAGCGGAGGCGCGUAGACCCUGAAAGUCCGGGUGCUCGCGGUUACUCGCAACGCGGUCCCAGCCGGCCGGUCGUCAGCACCAUGGACAGCAGCAGCGUCCCCAAGAACGCCAGCAAUUGCACUGAUCCCUUCACGCACUCUUCAAGUUGCUCCCCGGGACCCAGCCCUAGUUCCUGGGUCAACUUCUCCCACUUAGAAGGCAACCUGUCCGACCCAUGCGGUCCGAACCGCACCGAGCUGGGCGGCAGCGACAGCCUGUGCCCUUCGACCGGCAGUCCUUCCAUGAUCACGGCCAUCACCAUCAUGGCCCUCUACUCCAUUGUGUGCGUGGUGGGUCUCUUCGGAAACUUCCUGGUCAUGUAUGUGAUUGUCAGGUACACCAAAAUGAAGACUGCCACCAACAUCUAUAUUUUCAACCUUGCUCUGGCAGAUGCCCUAGCAACCAGUACCCUGCCCUUCCAGAGUGUCAAUUACCUAAUGGGAACAUGGCCAUUUGGAACCAUCCUCUGCAAGAUCGUGAUCUCCAUAGAUUACUAUAAUAUGUUCACCAGCAUAUUCACCCUCUGCACCAUGAGCAUUGAUCGCUACAUCGCAGUCUGCCAUCCCGUCAAGGCCCUGGAUUUCCGCACCCCCCGCAAUGCCAAGAUCGUCAACAUCUGCAACUGGACCCUCUCUUCAGCCAUUGGUCUGCCUGUGAUGUUCAUGGCGACAACAAAGUACCGGCAAGGUUCCAUAGAUUGCACUCUAACAUUUUCUCACCCAACCUGGUACUGGGAAAACCUGCUGAAGAUCUGUGUUUUCAUCUUUGCUUUCAUCAUGCCUGUCCUCGUCAUUACGGUGUGUUACGGACUGAUGAUCUUACGCCUCAAGAGCGUCCGCAUGCUCUCUGGCUCCAAAGAAAAGGAUCGGAACCUGCGAAGAAUCACCAGGAUGGUGCUGGUGGUUGUGGCUGUGUUCAUUGUCUGCUGGACCCCCAUUCACAUUUACGUCAUCGUCAAAGCCUUGAUCACAAUCCCAGAAACUACUUUCCAGACUGUUUCAUGGCACUUCUGCAUUGCUCUCGGUUACACAAACAGCUGCCUGAACCCAGUCCUUUAUGCGUUUCUGGAUGAAAACUUCAAACGAUGCUUCAGAGAGUUCUGCAUCCCAACGUCCUCCACCAUUGAGCAGCAAAACUCCACUAGAAUGCGUCAGAACACCAGAGACCUCCCCUCCACGGCCAACACAGUGGAUAGGACUAACCAUCAGCUAGAAAAUCUGGAAGCAGAAACCGCUCCACUACCUUAACUGGGUCUCAUGCCAUUCAGACCCUCACUGAGCUUAGAAGCCACCAUCUAUGUGGAAGCAGGUCACUGCAAGAAUGUUGGAAAGCUCUGGUUUCCUAGGAAAGUGCCUGCUCUGAGUCAUCAAAACUCCUUCCUCUCUGGCCACUCCAUUCUGCACAUGAGAGGGACAACCAAACUAAAUCAAGCACUAGGAAGGAAAGAACCAAACCACACUGAGUUUGCUUGUGUACAUAAUCACAAGGAAGAUGCCCAAAGGGACCGAAACGUGCUGUGGUAUGUGCAUUGAGGUUACCAUCGAAGAUGGCCCUUCUGCAUGUAAUAUUGUUUUCAAGCAAACAUUUACAGUCUCAUCAAAGAAAAACCAUUAAUUACUAAAUUCACUGUAGUAACAUGUAAAGUAAACGCUACCUCUGAUCAAAGCAACUGUUGUGGAAUUCCAAG
This is a messenger RNA of Delphinapterus leucas (beluga whale), 2100 nucleotides long. The record is from RefSeq and is a predicted model, not a curated record. Lineage: Eukaryota; Metazoa; Chordata; Mammalia; Artiodactyla; Monodontidae.